Helicoverpa zea (corn earworm) is the source of this 8660-nucleotide messenger RNA. RefSeq names its product small subunit processome component 20 homolog. Lineage: Eukaryota; Metazoa; Arthropoda; Insecta; Lepidoptera; Noctuidae. The record is from RefSeq and is a predicted model, not a curated record. Gene Ontology annotation, cellular component: 90S preribosome; nucleolus; small-subunit processome. The transcript is spliced from 14 exons. Bases 109 to 8415 code for a protein of 2768 amino acids.
GUCAUAGUGUCAUGUGUGAUGUGCAUUUGUGUCGGCAUGUGGAUUUAUUUACAAAAGUUUUCUGCAAUUCUAAAUGACUUAGUAAAACAUUAGACGAAUCUAUUCACGAUGAAGAGUAAACCUGUUAAACACAAGUCUACUAACACUUUCCGGUUUGUACCUUUUGCGGAGAGAAUCAAUGCUAUUGAUAUCCGCCAUGCAGCAUUGUAUCACAUUGAGCAUGCAUACGCACAGCAGCCUGAAGAGAACGAAACUCAUUUCUUUGUGGCCCUACAAAAAUGGCAUGUGCUCAACUUGACUGAGAACUUUAAAAAGUUCCGCAAAGAAGUCUUUGGUAUCAUAACAGUGCCACAACUGGUUCACAAGAAAGAGGAAGUAGUUGAGAUAUUGGAGAGAUAUUUGAAUUUAGAAGACCAGCUGUGCUUACAGCCGUUGCUUGAAAUUCUUGUAUCGGUGGCAAAGGACCUAAGAGAAGAUUUUUACCCAUACUUUCCAAGAUUCCUAGAUGUUCUCAUAAAACUGCUAAAUACCAAGGAUGCUGAAAGACUAGAAUGGACCCUAGUCUGUCUAGCAUUUUUAUUUAAAGUACUAAAACCAUACCUGAAGAAAGAUGUUGCAGUUGUACUAAAGAGGAUCAUUCCAUUACUGAGUGAAUCUCAACCACAGUACAUAAAUAAUUUUGCGGCAGAAAGCUUUGCUUUUGUUGCCAGAGAUAUCAGGGAUAAAAAGAAGUUUGUCAGUCUUAUACUAAAUUAUUUGCAGAGUAAUGAUGAUGCGAUCACAGGUUGUGGCCAUCUCAUAUUUGAAAUACUAAGAGGUGUUACUGGAAAAUUCCAUAGCUGCAUAGAAACUUUCCUGCCCCUCCUUCUUCAGUACCUUAAAGAAAAUAAAGAACACCAGGAAAUACUGUUCAAAGUUCUGACUCAAACCAUAGAAGACAGUUUGCAGAGUAUUUCACACAAAGAGUAUGGUAUUUUUUGGACAAGUGUCAAUAAAUUCACUGAGGAAAUAUUGAAAGAGGAUGAUGAAGAAAGCAAGGCACUAGAAUACAUUCUGAGACUUGCCGGCCAAGUUAUAGAGCACCAGAGAGGCAAAUACUUAACAAACCCUCCGCAAUUUGUCCUCUUAUUAAUAAAAGUAAUCUGUGAGCAGUCUUCAGAGAGUGUUUUAGAAGUCUGUUCACAGAUUGGGGCUGUGUUACUCCUGUCCCCAAAUGUGUCAUUAUCUCAAGAGCAUGCAGGAAUUAUUGUCAAAGUUCUCCUGCCUUUACCAUUCCCUAAUAUACUCAUAAACUUUGUGCAAAAUGUUAUUGAGUACUCACAAUUUGAUAUGCACAUAUUGCCUCCUUUCAUCAAGUUUGUAAUUCAGUCUAAUUUUGAUACUGAAGCUUUGGGGACAUUGACUAAAAUAUGCUUGAAGAAAUCACCACUUUCAAUGAAUGGUAUAAAAUUAUUUGAGUGGGUUAAAUAUCCUUUGGAUUUCGGGAAUAAUCUACCAAAAUUCAUGGAACAUUUUGAGCAAGUUUUGUCAGAGGACAUUGAAAAAUAUGUUGAGGAACCUGUCAAGCUUACGAAUGUUCUAUUCUGCUUGCCCCACAUAGAGAAAGUUGAUGUGGACUAUUGUAUAAAAAAGUUGGGUACCCUGAUAUCAAAACUCCUUGAUAUACUGAAGGGUUACAACCUGGAGAAUCAACCCAAAGAGAAUAAGUUCCAUUGUGACACUACAGCAUUAUCAAAAUGUGCUAGAAAAGUAUUAUUUAUAUUGUCUGUUGCACUUGAAAGUGCCAUCCAUAUUUCGAGUUGUAAGAAACUGAAAGAAAUAUGUGAUAUUGAUGUUUUGCUGCCAGUAAUCCUGCCUUGUGCAGCAGACCCUAAUUAUUUGUGUUCUUUGCACAUCAUUGAUCUUUAUUUAACGGCUUAUGAACAUGAGAAUGGAUUGACAUAUCCAUAUUUGUCACUGGUUGACUCUUAUUUGAAGACAAAUGUAUCUUCGCCUUUUCAUGUGGUACGUCUUCUAACCACCCACAUAUACAAGUUAUUCGAGAAUGUAGAGGAAUUAAACAAAACAGUUGAAGUGGGCGGUACCGUCGAAAAGUUCUCAAUCUUCAGCAGAUGUUACUCAGUCGAGUCCAUAACGCCAUCUAUUCAGGAGUACAGAGCUCAGUUAAACAUGUUGCAAAAAAUGACUUUCAAUACGAGUCAGUAUGCCUUAGCUAAAGACACUGAUUUCCAUCUUUUUGCUCUGAACUACAUGUUAGGUGUUUUAUACGUAAACUUCAAGUUACUCUGGGAACCUGUAACUGAAUUCAUAGCAGGAUAUGGUAAUGCUCUAAAUGUUGACGACUUCUGGCCAACAUUUCAUAACGCCCUUGAAUCUUCGUUCUUAAAUGCUAAGAAGAAUCUUAAGCAGUUUCAGUUUGAUGAUGAAAUAGAUACGAAUGUCGAUAUCCUACAAAAAUUGUACUCUGAUUACAAUAGUAUAUCUGAAAGACCUGAUUUGUAUAACUAUAGAAAUUUAAUUUUGAAAGUGAUGAUGAAUUGUAUUCAAGUUUGUGAGGCAAGGAAUCGUGAUGUCGUAGUAUUGUUCUUGAAUUUCAUCGACGAAGAAUACAGAAGGAAUGAUAACAUGAAUGCUCUAAAAAUUGAUAUGGAGAUAAGAGACAAUAAUAAGAUGGAAGUCGAUGAAGAGAAACCAGAGGAAAAUACAGAUAAUAUAGAGGAUAUAAUUGAAGAAAUUGAUGAUGCGAAAGAAACCGUUUCAGGGAAGAUAGUGUUCAAAACUCUGAUCAACAUAAUGCAGGUUCUAUCUCAGUUUAAGAAUCCAAGAGCUUUACACAAAGAACCAGUGUUCUGGGAACUUUACAUGGAAUUUCUCAAACACAAAAAUCCAGGUCUUCAGAAAUAUGCCUUAGAUUGCGUUCUGAACUACAAAAACAAGAAUGUUACUCAAUACAAGACUAAUUUGUGCAAUUUGGUUGAUGAGAAAAAGUUCAAAGAUGAACUGACUUUGUUCAAAAUUACUGAAGAUGCAAAGAGUAUUCAACCUGAGGAUAGGGAGCAUGUAGUUCCUAUAAUACUAAGGAUACUCUAUGGUAAAAUGACGUCAAAAUUAGCUGCAGAGAAGAAAGGAGGUGGACAGACAAGAAGGUCGCUUAUAAUGCGGUACUUAGCUGGUUGCAAUGAAAACGAAUUAAAAAUGUUCAUUGAAAUGGCAUUCUCGUUCUACAAACAAUAUUUGGAUAUGAAACCUCGUGAAAUAUUUGAAAAAAUAUCCUCCGAUAUAGAUUUGAAGUCUGUGACUAGUCCUGGAAAACUCCACAGUAUUUUGAAUUUGUUUGAAGUUGUUCGUGAAUAUUUUGGAGGGUAUAUGAAUGAUGAGUUACUGUCUCAACUUUUCAACAUAUAUUUUGCCAUAUGCUCUACUGUAGCAGUUGUCUUAACCCAAGGAGAUAAAGUACAUGUAGGUUAUGUGAAAGUGAUGAAAAACCUUCGUACACUCGCGUUAGGUACAACAAGGAAACUGUUUGAACAGUUUACGAAAUAUCCUUGGAAUAAAGACGAGUUGUACGUUAUGUACGAGACCCUGAUAUGGCCAUUGCUGCCUAAAUUACAUAUUGAAGGUAUUCAUAGCCCAACAGCAUUAUUAAGGCUUCUAAACGCUUGGUGUCAGAAUCCUCGAUACUACAUUUUACUCAUCACGAGCUCAGAAAAGGAUGCGGUAAGUCCAUUCCCAGCUAUUUUCAAACUUCUACUUGCUCCUAAAACCACACCUGGUGUUGUUAACAUGAUUCUAGAUAUGAUAGAAAAGUUAAUAACUCUCACUGAAGAUGAAGAAGACAAAGAGAUUCCUAGAAUAGAAUCUUUCAAUGUCUUACCAGUAGAUGCUCCUGAAAAUGUAACCAAUAUCAAUUUUGGUAGUAAAAUUCUAAUACCUCACAUACCCAGUAUAUUAGAAGUUAUGAAAAGGCGAAUGGCUAACUCUGCGAAAUCCAACACGGUAAACAAAAGAGAUUUGCUUAUACUUUCAAGAAUUACAGAGUUGGUUGCGUCACCGGAGCUUUGUGAUGAACUCCUGAAUUUACUAUUACCAAUACUUGUAAAGAAAGUAUGCAUGAAUAUGGCGGAAGAAAAUAUGGAACAUGCCGUGAACACGAUCAUCAAUUUACUUGGACACAGCUCAAAUCCUCAAGUUUAUAUAAAGAAUAUAGCAGUUUUGUUCAACAAAGUUGGUCCUAUAGAUGUUAGAAAAUUAUUACUAAAACUACUUUCCUCAAUUGCUGAAAGUGCUCCUAAUAAUAAAGAUGCACUUACCAGAAUGGCUAACACAAUUGCAGAAAUGAAUGCAUUCAACAAGAGAUGGAUAGAACAGCCUGAUUUUGACAGAAGAAUAGACGCAUACAAACAGAUAUAUCAGUUACUAGAAAAGGAUGAAAUUGAUAUAGAUCUUGCAAUUCUAAUUGUUAACAAUUGCUUCUACUUCAUUCGUACGGAGAAAGAUAUUGGUUUGCGUGAUAGUGCUGGUUUAUGUUUGAAACGGAUUCUACCAAAGCUUUUGAUGAAGUAUAGAUCAACAACUGACGGGCAAUUUUUAGUUAGGGAUACGGUCCUGUCGUUAAUUUCCACUGGUAUAAGAGAUACUAAGAAUGAAAUAUUGAGGAAUGAAUGCAUCAAUUUACUUGGGGAGUUGGCAAGAGAAUGCCCCGAUGCUGACGUAGUAAUCUCUGAUUUAGCUCAUUUCAUUAACAAAGAAGAUAGAGAAGUAGAUUUCUUCGAUAAUAUGUGCCAUCUUCAGAUGCACAGACGAGUGAGGGCACUGUUGAAAUUCUGUAAAGUAGCCAAAAAGAUGACGAAAUGUCCCACUCCUAGGACACUGACAAACUUCAUUUUACCAUUAGCGUCAACGUAUAUUUGUGAUGAUAAGUAUACGGAUAAGAACACUUUAAUAGAUGCUUGUAUUGAAGUCGUUUCAACAUGUUGUAGGUUGCUACCUUGGUACCACUACGAAGUGAUUCUAAAACUUUACCUAAAUAAAAUGAGAAAUUCUUCAGAACAUCAAAAGCAGUUGACUCGUAUUUUGGUAGGAAUUAUUGACGCUUUCCACUUCGAUUUCUCGAAAGUGAAAAAUAUUGAAAUACCAAAAGCUUUAACCGCAAAUGUACAUAAGUUCAAAAUGCCUAAAGUGAGUUCAGAAAAUAAGGAAAAUGUUGAAAAUGCAAAAGAGGUUAAUGAUGAUGUUGAUAAUGAAAAUGAAGCAGAAAAUAAAGAGAAUAUAGAUUUAGAUGAAGAAAGUGAACUAAAGGCGGCAGAUGACGAAGUCGUUGAGGAAGAGGCGAGUAAAGAAGUUAAUAAUGUUCCUGCAUUUGAGAGGAUAACUAACGUAUCGCCUUCAGUAGCUAAAAGAAUUAUAAAAUCUUUGACAGCUGGUUUAUUGCCACAGCUGAAUCGUGCCAUCGGCAAAAUGACGGAACACGAAGAGUCUCACAAGGUGAAUCGUCGUAAGACAGGUUUUGAUCGUCAAGAGGAGGACAUGCUUCGAGUACCGAUAGCUUUGGCCUUGGUCAAGUUAUUGCAGAGGUUGCCUGGUGAUCUGCUCAAGCAUCAGCUUCCUGGAAUUAUCAUCAAAUUGUGCUCAUUCCUAAAGUCGCCUCUGAAACAAGUGAGAAUAACAGCCAGGGAUAUUGUCAAGAAGAUAAUGCUUACAGUCGGAACAUCAUACUUAGGAGUUCUUUUAGAACACUUAACUUUAUUACUGACAAGAGGUUUUCAAGUACAUGUCUUAGUUGCCACAAUACACACAGUUCUCGAUGCUUUAAAAACAGACUUUAAACCUGGAGAUCUGAACGACAAUCUUCAUUAUAUACUCGAUGUUUGCACCAACGAUCUUUUUGGAGCACUAUCUGAAGAGAAAGAAGUUGAUAAACUACACUAUAAGACGCCAGAAGCGAAGCCCAGUAAGAAAAGCUACGUAACACUUAUGAUAGUGUCCCAAAAUAUAACGGAACAGUGCCUUAUCAACCUAAUUUUACCAUUCAAAGAAGUCCUGCAAAAACACCAUUCAAAGAAAAUAGUUUUAAAAGUACAGGAAGCGUUAAUGCAUAUAACAAGUGGUCUAGUCACUAAUAAAUUCAUAGACAUUGAAUCUCUGUUCAUAUUCUUGUAUGGUGUUGCCUCAGAAAGCAUACCAGAAUUUGUAUUAGGUGCUCCAAAGAGAGAAAUAACGGAAAAGCAAAGAGAGCAAAUGCUAAGAGCUAAGCCAGAUUGUUUCAUAAUUCCCGAAACUCCGAAGCGUAAUAAAGAGUCUCAAGCUAAACAUGUUAAAACUUCUGGGAAGGCAAACGCUCACGUUUUAAUUGAAUUCAGUUUGAAUAUUCUUUAUGUUAUUCUGAAAAGAGAGAAAGUGCCUAGAAUGGAUUGCCGAGCCUUCGUGGAUCCUUUAAUACCUUUGUUAGUAGAUGCAUUGAAGAGUGAUCAUGUAAAAGUGACGACGGUUGCUAUGAAGUGUAUAGCAACUUUGUGGACGAUCAGAGUUAGCACGCCGACUUUAGAAGAAAUGGUUCAAGAUAUUGUCAAGACGAUAUUCCUGACUUUACAUAAAUAUGCCACGUUUGAAAUUAGUAAGCAGAAUGACAACUUCCAUUUAGUUCGGACUGCUUUUAAGGCAGUAACAGUUCUAGUCAGAAACGUUAAAUACUAUAAAUUAGAAGCAGAUCAACUGAAGACCCUGCUUUUGUAUGCGGAAGAAGAUUGUCAGAAUGAUGAAAAGCAAUCAAAUUCAUUUUCUCUUCUCAAAGCUAUAUUGGAGGCUAGGCUGGUUUCCAAUGAAUUACAUGAAGUGAUGGAGAAAGUAUCUAAGAUUUGCAUACUGAGCGAGUCUGCAAGAUCUCGAGAGGAAGCUCGUGUAAUAUUCGUGAACUACCUGACUCACUAUUCUCCGGGAAAGAGGUUGGAGAAGUACAUAGAUUUCUUCGUGUCACAGCUCAACUAUGAGUUGCAGCACGGCAGAGAGUCUUCGCUCAAGUUCCUAGAGAUGAUCAUUAAUAAACUUUUGGUGGUACAACUUUCAAAGCACGGUGCCCAUCUCCUACUAUCUCUAGGCGCUUGUAUGUUAAACGACAGCGCGCCAGAAUGUCGUGCGUCAGCAGCCAAUUGCAUCGAAGCUAUGUUAAAGAAAUUCCCUCUGCAGGAGAGGAAUAAACUCUUCGAUCUGGUCAUGACUUUCUUCCAGGAUAAUCAGCCAGUACACUUCGAAUUAGCAGCCCAACUAAGCACUCGUUUCGUCAACGUAGAACAAGACGAAUUCAAGAACCGUCUCAAUACAAUCCUAUCUUUAGUUAGCGGCAAAAUUCUACUACUAAGCAAUGACAUUACUGAGGGAAGAUUCGUCAAAAUAAUACUCGAACAAUCUGACGAGAAGACUGAUGAAGAUAAACAGAAAGAAAAAGACCAUAGCCUAAUACAAAUAUUGAACUUAAUCGAAAAAAUCACGUUCCAUUGCGCGUCAAGUAUGACUAACAAAAAGUAUGUGAACGAUUUCGAUGAUAUAGCCCAGCAUUGUAAAGCAUUACUCGCAUAUCCACAUGCGUGGGUAAGGUUAAAAUCUGCCAAAAUAUUAGGGCAGUUAUUAUCUGUGGUCGAUGCGGAAGGAUUGGAUAGUAUUGUGAAGAAAAAGGUUGAAAGUGAAAGAGGUUUUAUUUAUGAUGAUACGGAAGAGGUACUAAGGAGUUUAGUGUUGGAUCUUUGUGCGCAGUAUACUACUAGUGCUUCCAAGGAAAUGGUUGAACAGGUGACAGCAGUACUCUUCAUAAUCCUGAAACUAGUUCACUCUAUGCCAAGUUUCAAGCUAGACAAGAAGUCACAGAACGAAGGUGAAGAGUCGGAAGGUGGCAGUAGGAUGAACAUUCGCUGGAUAUUGUGGAAGUUGCGCAGAGCUAUCAAUGUGGAGGUCGCUAGAGCGCCCAGUAAUAUGGAUAUUAGAACAUCAAUAUUCACAAUGUGGACGCACGUCAUAAGUUCUUUAGAGAACGAAGACGUAAAUAAAAUAGUGGAUGUAAUCCUCCCGCCGAUUGUUCGAGAACUUUCCACCGGUGACGCGGCGACACCGGCGACUGUCGCCAAGCAAUUAGCGGGUCGACUCGGCAAGAAGUUAAGAAGAAAGAUUGGGGAUAUAGAGUAUAGCAAAUUGGUUGCUGAGGCACAGAUGAAGCUGAAUAUUAAGAGGGCUGAGAGGAAAAAGCUGCUCUUACAAGAGAAAGUCAACAAUCCCGAAAAGGCAGCCAAGAGGAAAUUACAAGUAAAAGAAAAGAAAAAGCAAUUCAAAAAGGUUAAGAUGGAAAUGUUACAAGGCAAGCGACCGAGGCCCAAGAAACGAAAGGCUGAAGAUUUUGAUAUUGAAGACCAACUACUUAAGGACGAUUAAGUAAAUAUAAAAUGAGUUAGUGUUAAAAGUAAUAGGAUUUUUCCUAUUACUAUCAGGAAUUAUGUCUUUAAAGUUUUAAAGUGAUGAAAAGCUUUGUAUAUUUAAUAAGUAAGUCUUGUCUUUUGUUACAUGACAAGAAUAUUUAAACUUGUAAGUUGAAGAAGUUAUUUUCGUGUAUACCUAAAUAAGGCGUUUGUAAAUAUAGUGUAAGUCAUUGUUAAGAAAAUAAACCAUGUUUUUCGUAA